This is a messenger RNA of Colletotrichum spaethianum, 1314 nucleotides long. RefSeq lists its product as uncharacterized. Lineage: Eukaryota; Fungi; Ascomycota; Sordariomycetes; Glomerellales; Glomerellaceae. The transcript is spliced from 5 exons. The coding region runs from base 1 to 1314 and encodes 437 amino acids. The record is from RefSeq and is a predicted model, not a curated record.
AUGCCGUCCGAUACAGGGUUACAAACUGCUUCCGCAUAUUCUGAUAAUGCGAGUAGCAGUCAUGAAAGCAAUGCAGAACACUCCAAAAAUAACGAGCUUCUUGACAGCCUCAGACGCAUCCUAGCGGACCAAAGCCAUCUCUUCGCGUGCGGGGGUGAUAUUCCCAUUCGUGAGCUCAAGGUACCAGCUGAAGCUUCUGGUCACUUUGAGCUGCCGUUACUUGCCAGUGAGCGAAAAGAGUCGGAUCCCAUUACGAUCCGGUGGGACCUGAAUGGAACUGCAGACAGCUGUGCCAAAAGCAGUCUGCCACCAGCCCAAGGAGCGGAGACCGGGCUGGAUCGGCUCCUUCAGCAGUGUCGGCCUGCCACCUUCGGUCGUGGUGGUCAAGACAUCUAUGACGAGAUCUAUCGCAAAGCUGUCCAAAUAGACCCAGCUACAUUUUGUACCACAUUUGACCCCUACUCGGCGGGAAUUAUUGACGCCCGAAGCGUACGUGCCGAGCUGUACAAACUCAAUGGCGGCCAUCUAAAAGUCCGCCACAAGGGGCAGGAGAUGACAUUUGACUGGAGUGCCAACAGAGAAAACACGACUGAUCACGCUAAAAUUCGCUGGGCGGCUUUUUACAGCGAUUGCGAGCAUGAGGUCCUCGAGGUCAUCAGCGGCCAUCGGCUUACCUUAACAUACAACCUAUAUGCCGUCCGCGGUGCCGGGCGCCUGACCGGUGUAUCUCCGACUUUGAACCCAGCCUAUCUGCCCCUGUGUCAGGCCCUGAAAGGGAUACUGUCUCAAGAUCCCUUCAAUGGCCGAGGCGGUAAAAUGGGCUUCUGGUGCUCGCAUGCCUACGCCUACAAUCACACUAUGGAGACGCCCCUCCCAGCCACAUUGAAGGGUGUUGAUGCGGUACUUUGGGAAAGCUUUCAAACCCUGAACCUUGAUCCUAAAAUCGCACCGGUCAUCAGAAUGAGCGAAGACACCCGAGAGAUGUUCUCCGAAUGGUACGACGAUCCUGAGCGCCAUAUAUACCCUUGGUCCAUACGUCUCCGGGACAAGCUACCGUCUACGAUGCCAUCCGAAUUUAUCAUCGGAUACAAGUUCGGCGUCCAUAUCGAUCGGGAAUACCAGACAGAAUCAAUCGAGGAGUAUCACGACGCCUAUCAGCGAUGGGGUUCCUACAGUCGCGAACCAGUUCACUGGCUUACGAAACCGAUAGAGUCUGAAUUGCAAUUAGUGUACACCGCAUAUGGCAACCAAGCGAUCGCGGAAGCCAUGUACUCCUACUGUGCAAUUCUCGUGGAUGUUCCUCCGUAUAAAUAG